Messenger RNA from Homalodisca vitripennis (glassy-winged sharpshooter), 327 nucleotides. RefSeq lists its product as uncharacterized. Lineage: Eukaryota; Metazoa; Arthropoda; Insecta; Hemiptera; Cicadellidae. The transcript has a single exon. Bases 1 to 327 code for a protein of 108 amino acids. The record is from RefSeq and is a predicted model, not a curated record.
AUGGCCUACCUGGAAGAGAUAAACUUCAGCUUUGAGGGACAGCAGGGAUUUUUUCCUGGAAGAUCAACAAUGACAGCUCUAAAUGACGCUGUUGACUUCAUAGCUGAUCAUAUCGAUAGUGAAAGGACAGUGGUCAACACCUUCCUAGACCUCAGCAAAGCAUUUUAUGUCCUUGAUCACGACCAGGUCCUGGCAAAACUCAAAGGAUUGGGCCGUUCGGGCACAGUGCUUGACUGGUUCAGCAGCUAUUUGAGCGGCCGCGAGCAAUUGACGUGCAGAGUGUCUUCACACUUCAGAAGUGGACGGUACGGAUCCUGGCUGGACUAA